Molecule: messenger RNA, 1335 nt
Organism: Mesorhabditis spiculigera
Lineage: Eukaryota; Metazoa; Nematoda; Chromadorea; Rhabditida; Rhabditidae
Source: the annotation of a GenBank genome assembly
AUGCCUAAUCGGAUACUGGUGAUCGGGCUGCUAGCCGGCUUCUUGCCAGCGGCCCUCGGCUGUAUGGCCGGCUACGAGGACGAGCGGGAUCGUCUGCGGGAACAUCUCGGAAUCGAGUGGCUGCCGCACGGGUUGGAUAAAACUGCCGUUAGCGACAAGACGAUCCGCCGGUCGACAGAUUUGAAUUGUGACUUUAGCAGCCCAAAGGAGUGCCGGUGGAAAAAUAUGGAGGCGAGGCACGAGAUGGAUUCGCUGGAUUUUCAUCUUUUUGAAAAGGUGGACUGGACGGAAUUCCCAGCUCUGCAAGUCAGACCCGGCCCCAGCAAAGUGGCCCAGGGCGAUAAGAUGAUCUUCACUGGCGAUAGGAAAAGAGAAGAACAAUCUGCCAUUUACUACAGCUCUCCCAUCGGCUGCCAGAAUGCCACCGGGAAUUUGACGUUUACCUUCUGGGUGUACAAUGAUGCCCGGGUGGAGGUGCUGCUCCUCGAGGAUCGGCCGGGCGGCAAGCUGAAGGAGCUGGCCGAGAAGCCGUAUGUUGAUUGCGGGACAAUCAGUCUGAACACCGAGUGCCACGCCGACAUCCCAGCUCGGCAGACGCCCUUCCGGUUGGCCAUCCGGGCCUAUGAUAUUGCCAAUAAGGAAGGCUCCUUCGUGAUGGUCGACCAAAUCAUGUACUCGGCACCGUUGUGUAAUGUUGGAGUCGAUCUCGGCGACAACUUCUCGACAAAGCCGCUGAUCACAGCAGCUAUGGGCAAGGACAUCUCUCUUGCAAGCCAGCUCGACUGCGCCGAUUUCGACGAGAAAUGCCGGUGGAGGAGUGGCGGCCAGUCAGAUAAGGGCUCCGUCUGCCCGGCCUUCGCACGCCAAUUCGCCUCCAAACAUUUCAGCCCAGCCGUCGAGCACCCGGACCCGAACGUGUGCCGCCUGUUGUCCUGCGACUUCUCCCAUGGCCACGCCUGUCUCUAUACGCACAAUACCGUACCCGGAUCGGCUCCGUUCAGGGUAACCAAUGCCGGUGCUCGAGCCACGAUCUCAAAAGGGCGCCCGGUAGCCGUCCUCGAGUCGGUCCCAUUCCGCCUGAAUACCAUUGGACGGUUGCACUUUACGUAUGCCACUACGGGCGAUGCUUCGCUGUAUGUGUGCAAUGACAGUGUGAAAAAGGAGCUGGAGAGUUGCUUCAAGGUGGAAGGCUCGGAUGGAGAAGAUUACAUCGAGCUGCUGCCGAGUGAUACAAAGGUGUACUUGAUCGGCCGCCUCUCCGAGCAUUCACUCGACUUGGGCUCGUUGCGGAUCAUGAACUUGACGCUGACCGAUACCAUCGACGAGCCGGCAUGC